ACUCAAUAUCUCCAUUCCCACCCUCAAUUCAUACUCACACAUUCUCCCCCCAUUUCUGCAGAGUCACAAAGCAAGCAAUGGCAAUGGCACUGCAAACAACGCUGGCGGCCGCCGCCACUGCAAUCUCAGCCGCCACUUCAUCCCGCACCAGUUUCGCUCCCUCAAAACGCCUGAGCAUGCAGAUCUCAAGGAGGCCAUCGCGCAGCGUAGUAAUGGCGGCAGAGGCGGCGGCGGCGGAGGCAGAGGCCCCCAAGGGUUUCGUCUCUCCUGAGCUGAAGCCCGACACACCCUCGCCGAUCUUUGGUGGCAGCACAGGCGGGCUUCUUCGCAAAGCUCAGGUGGAGGAAUUCUAUGUCAUUACCUGGGAAUCGCCUAAAGAACAGAUCUUUGAGAUGGUUACUGGUGGUGCUGCCAUUAUGCGCCAGGGCCCUAAUCUGUUGAAGCUUGCUCGGAAGGAACAGUGCCUGGCGCUGGGAAAUCGCCUUCGCUCCAAAUACAAGAUCAAUUACCAAUUCUACCGCGUUUUCCCUAACGGUGAAGUUCAGUAUUUGCACCCUAAGGAUGGGGUUUACCCUGAAAAGGCAAACCCAGGGCGUAAGGGCGUCGGCCUGAAUAUGCGCAACAUUGGCAAGAAUGUUAACCCUAUCGAGGUCAAGUUCACUGGCAAACAGCCUUAUGAAGUUUAAUAAGUAGUUCUCCUGGAUCUUUUCUCCUGUAAUUUAGCUUGUUUUUUUCUUCUUUUUUUUCUAUCAAUCAAAAUUGUUCUGUAUACUUUUGAACAACAUGAUUUGAGUGGCUGCUAAGUAAAUUAUAAUGUAUUGUUGCCUUUUGUGUUUGGAAAAAUAUAUUUGGAAAAUUUAAAAUGCA
Cryptomeria japonica (Japanese cedar) is the source of this 867-nucleotide messenger RNA. Its product is annotated as photosystem I reaction center subunit II, chloroplastic. Bases 78 to 686 code for a protein of 202 amino acids. The transcript has a single exon. Gene Ontology annotation, cellular component: photosystem I reaction center; photosystem I. The record is from RefSeq and is a predicted model, not a curated record. NCBI's taxonomy places the organism in Eukaryota, Viridiplantae, Streptophyta, Pinopsida, Cupressales, Cupressaceae. Gene Ontology annotation, biological process: photosynthesis.